Messenger RNA from Trematosphaeria pertusa, 627 nucleotides. RefSeq lists its product as uncharacterized. The record is from RefSeq and is a predicted model, not a curated record. Bases 1 to 627 code for a protein of 208 amino acids. NCBI's taxonomy places the organism in Eukaryota, Fungi, Ascomycota, Dothideomycetes, Pleosporales, Trematosphaeriaceae. The transcript has a single exon.
AUGACGAAGAACAAACCUCAGGACUCCCUUCCUCCGCAAUCCAUCAACGACUCGGCACUAGCUCAGCCGUCCAGCACAAAUGAGGCGCCAUGCUGCCCCUGCAGUAUCUCCAAGUGUUGCAACAACUGCAAGUGCUCCGGUAAAAAUCCUUGCGAAGCAGCCCCACGACCCGACGACGAGCUGCCAACCACCGUAUAUCCCAGCAACGACGAUACGCCAACACAGCCUCUCUCCAAGAAAUACAAAUGGCAUAAGAAACCCUGGGACUUGCAGACAUUCCGUCAAGUGGCUGAAAUUUGGAACUUCAAUGUGUCCCUCAUGGAGCAGAAACCAGAAGUGCUUAGCGCCGCCGAAGAACUCCUUUUCGAUGUUACUCCGAGCUCACCGGUUAGCGGAGAGCUACGAGCAUGCGAAAUAUAUUCUGCGGUGUUCGACCGGUUGCGAUAUACAAUUGAGAAGUAUGGUUACAGAGUCCAGUUCCGAACCUGUGAUGCCCCCGUAAUUGUUUGGGCAUACGCCAAACCCGGUAUCACUCCGGGACCCAUUCCAGACUGGCUGCCUUUUGUGAAAGUACGAGAGAAUUACUACCUCGGUCCAUGGGCGCGGGAACCCGGCCCCCAGCUCUGA